AUGUGCUGCACCAGUUGUGGGCGCCCACGCAGCUUUUGUGGAUAUGUCAGGGUGACGGUGGUGACGCCAGCUUAUUUUAUCUAUCUUGUAACUUGCCUGCGUGAUGGAAUUGCUCGUGACUCAGGCGUAUCGACGGACAAUCUGAUGCAAGACAAGCAAGAGCUGGAGGAUAUCAACAAGAAACAGGAGGCGAUGAUUCAGAGGUUACAGAAAGACAAGCAGGACUUGCAAGAAGCCAUCAAAGCCCUGAACCAGGGCGUGUGUCCAGCUGCAACAGUUGCCGGGGACCGGUCUGAUGAAGAGGCGCUCAGAGGACAGCAAUCGGAAUCUGACCCCGACAGGCAUGUCUCAGACGCCCAGCGUGCGCUUGAACAACGCAUCGAGACUAUGCUGAAUUUGGACAUGGACGCCUCCCUUUUUGUGGACAAGAAGCGGGCGACAAACAAUGCAGACAGGCCCGUUUCUGGGGGUUACGGACGGCUCUUUGAGGCUCGACUCGCCGGGCACAAAGUGGCGCUGAAGGAGGUGGAUCUAUCGCGCAAGCCGAGGCUCAAGGAAUUGCUGGAUGACGAUCUUGGUGCCGCCGAAGACAAAGAGAAGUGGGUGCGACGAGAGCUGCUUAUCUUCGCUUCCAUGCGGCACCCGAACAUCGUGACGUUUCUCGGCCUGUGUUACGAUGACAAGAGCAGGACAAUGUCGGUCGUCCUGAGCUGGGCAGACAACGGCUCCUUGUACGACUUCUUGCACAUCGACAAGAAGCAACUGCAGGAAGUGGACAAAAUGCGCAUCUUGACCGAGACAGCGGGCGCGAUGGAGUUUUUGCACGCGCACAAGAUCGUACACAGAGACCUCAAGUCGGCCAACAUAUUGCUGGAUGCAGCGUGCACGGUCAAGGUCACAGACUUUGGGUUGAGCACGAUCAGGCCUGCCGAUCGUUCAUCUGUUUCUGUUGUUCGGGGAACACUUUAUUGGGCAUCCCCGGAGCAGCUUCUCGAAACGAAGGUGCGCGCUGACACGGACGUCUUCUCGUUUGGCUGUGUGAUGUGGGAGGUGUGGUUUGGCGUCAUCCCUUGGCACCACGGAGAAUACGCAGCGAACGGUGGUGCUUCCUUCAUCAAUGUGACCGACAGCUAUCGCGCUGGUCGCCACUUGCCGCUGGACCACACGGUCACCGGGCAGGCGAUGCCAGAGCUUCUUGAGGCCCUGGUCGGUCUCUGCUUUGCUGUCAGCGGUAGCCGGAUUAACUUUGCGCAGCUUCACGCGACCUUGAGGGUUCAGCACGAGGAUGCAAAGCAACAACAUGCUGCGGUCAAGAAGAAGCGACAGCAACGAUUGGAAUUGGAACGGAGGCAGCACCAGUUGCUUCGAGAACAGCAACUGAUGCUGCAAGGCCCACCAGACGCUGCCUGGAAGUUCAAGCCAGAGUUGCGGAAUGCCUUGGAGCGUGUGGCAACCACCUUAUCCUUGCGUGCAUCUGUGCAAAUCGCUCCGCUCAACCUAGCGAGCCACACCAAACUCAUCAAAACGCUCUUGUGCCAGGCUGGCGGACGCACUGCUGCAGAGACAGAUCCCCUCAUCCCGUUUGGGUAUAACGUCCAUGCUGCUGCCAUCACGUGGUGCGAUCAGAAGUUGGCCGCUUUCAACGGCGCCAUUGAUGGCAGUAAAGCCCGCUACCGCAACCACCUGGCAGAUAUCACCCAUACGUUUUCACCCAAAUACGGCAGGCACGGGCCAGAAUUCACCAGAGAAGAGGACUAUGUGGUCGCCCGUGUCACUCGACAAUCCCACUAUGACCUGCUUGACACGUCGUUGAUGACAAGAGACCCUCAAAUUCGUCUGCAGCGCGUGUUUCACGGCGUCAAGAACUUUGGAGCUGCGAUUGAUAUUCUGGGUGGCGAUUUCGCCCGCCUCACAGACACCGCUCUGGCCACAUUCAUUACCAAGCAACGGUUUGUGCCUGCAGACUGGUACGGCGCCGGUUUCUACUUCACGCCAGACCUUGACUACGCGCUUGCAUACACAAGACCUUGCACAUACAGCAGUAGCAAGCACCACGACCUCAAGUGCAUGAACCUCCGCUCAGGAAAGGAGUACCGUGUCGUGCUGGUUUGCGACAUCCAGUACGCCAACCCCUACCCCGUGUUGGGCGUCAACCUCUCUGGGCUUCCGCUGCGCGCUGGUCAUGACGCCCACGUCGCGGUCGUCGACUUCACCUCAGGCGACAUCGACGAUGGCAAGCCGUUUGGCACCUUCAAGCAGUGGGAUGAGCCCGGCCACAUUCCCGUGGCUGAGAUUGCAAUUGACGACCCCGCGUGCGUUCUGGUGCGCGCCAUUCUCGUGUUUGAUGCCGAAACAACACCACGCACGCCCCAUCAUGGUGACGGGCCUGGCUCAGCAUCAUCCACGAGUGCCAAGUCGGAUCAAUAGCAACACGCCUUUCCGUGUCCCUGUCAAAAACAAAAAAAAAAAAAAAAAGCAUGAGCAAUAUCGCGCAGAGAAAAAUGCUGAUGUCGUGCUUUGUUGCGCUUCCUCUUGCUUCUGUCCAUAGUCCAGCGAUGGAUUUUGGGCUUGAGCCUCCCUUGCCCAAUUCGUGAC
Messenger RNA from Salpingoeca rosetta, 2595 nucleotides. RefSeq names its product serine/threonine protein kinase. The record is from RefSeq and is a predicted model, not a curated record. Gene Ontology annotation, molecular function: ATP binding; protein kinase activity. Lineage: Eukaryota; Choanoflagellata; Craspedida; Salpingoecidae. Gene Ontology annotation, biological process: protein phosphorylation. The transcript has 6 exons. The coding region runs from base 1 to 2427 and encodes 808 amino acids.